Messenger RNA from Symbiodinium sp. CCMP2456, 1050 nucleotides. The record is from the annotation of a GenBank genome assembly. Lineage: Eukaryota; Dinophyceae; Suessiales; Symbiodiniaceae.
AUGUGGUACUGGGCAGCGAUGUGCUCGCUCACGCCGAAAGAUUUGCCGCCAACAUCGAAGCUCAAACCUGUGACGGAGGACACUCACAAGAAGCUGCUCCUCCUGUACAGCCAGGAGACCUCGGAAGCCAGCGAGGCGAUGAGGCUCCUGGUGCAAGAGUUCCCCUCAGAGCUAAGGUGUCGGCCCCUGGACCUAGAGCGGCUUAUGCAGGUCUGGAUCCUGAACUGCUUCGAGCAUACGGACGAGCCGCUAGGCUACGCCACCUACUUCAUGUCUUCCUUCAUGUCUCACUCCUGUCGUCCAAACUCCCUGUGGCACUACGACGGGGAUGAUUUCAUCCUCCGAGCACGGGAGCGAAUUCAGGCUGGCGAUGAGAUCACAGUGUCGUACCUCUCUGAGGAUGUGCUACUCGACGCCACGGUCGCGCGGCGAAAGCACUUGAAGGACUCCAAGCAUUUCAUUUGCCGCUGCCCUCGCUGCAGUGAUCCUUGCGACCCGUGCCGUGGGUUCAGGUGUCCGAGCUGUUCGAGCAUCUCCCUGAAAUUCGGGGCUCCGCAGGGAGACGAGGACUACGUUGGCGCGACGGCUAUGUUCGGUCGGCGUUGCGAGCAUUGUUUUCAUGUGCUUGACUUCGGACAGGCGGCCCUCCUUCAGGCCGAGGAGAGCCUCCUCGAGCACCGCAUCGAGGAGACGGAAAAGUGCCUGCAGGAGAAGGGCUUCGACGCCCCGGACAAAGAGCUGCACAAGAGAUUAGAGCGCCUGGUGCAGCGAGUGGAGAAGUCUUUGGCGCAGCACUACAUGCUGGACAAGGCCUAUCAGCUGCUGUCCGACCUAGCCUCGAGGCUCCAGUGGGAGGAGGAUGCCGAGCGGAUGAUGCGGAAGCGCAUGGAGUACCAAGCGCAGAGCUAUGCUGGGCUCAGUGGCAGCGCGGCAUGGACUUGGGAGGCGUACGGAGACAUGCUGCUGAGGCAUGCUCGAUGCGAGGUGGAUCCGGAGGUCAAGGUGCCCGACAUUGCUGCUGCCAUCAAGGUACAGCAGACGGUGCCAGGG